This is a messenger RNA of Haliotis rubra (blacklip abalone), 2561 nucleotides long. Its product is annotated as WD repeat-containing protein 91-like. NCBI's taxonomy places the organism in Eukaryota, Metazoa, Mollusca, Gastropoda, Lepetellida, Haliotidae. Gene Ontology annotation, biological process: early endosome to late endosome transport. Gene Ontology annotation, molecular function: protein binding; phosphatidylinositol 3-kinase regulator activity. Gene Ontology annotation, cellular component: extrinsic component of endosome membrane; early endosome membrane; late endosome membrane. The record is from RefSeq and is a predicted model, not a curated record.
UAAACAUGGCCGCAGCUGCUGGAAGAAUAGACGAACUUGUCAAAGAUUAUUUGCUGUUUCGUGGCCUUACACAAACACAGAAGGCUUUCGACAGUGAGCUCAAGAAUGAUAAGGAAAAGGGAUUACGGGCAGACAAAAUCAUCGAUCAGCUUCAAGCAUGUAUAACCAAUUACGACAUGUUAAGCCUGAAAGAUUACUGGGUGUACAUGAACCGCCGGCUGUUCGCCCGUCUAGAGCAACGCUACAUGACAAGCGUCCGCAAGCUGGAGGUGGGGCUUCUCAAGAUGUACGUCAUCAAUGCAGCUCAGACCAACAAGCCGGACAAGGUUGUUGAGUUUUUCGAGAAGAUGACACCAGAACUACAGAACCAACCAGAGUUUCGAGAGUGGUUUGCCUUUCCCUUUCUGCAGAACCCCCAGGAGAACCCGCUUUUCUCCAUGUAUUUCACCAAACAGUGGCAGGACACCCUCAUCCUGUCUCUCCACAACUUCCUCAGCGUCAUCCUUCAGGCCAUGCCUGUGCCAACACUGCUGAGUUUUGAACACGUUCGGAGGAUGAAGAUGCUUCAGGAGGAGAACAGCAUGUUGAAACACAAGGUGAUGUUACUGAGUCAGCAGGCCGAGGCAGAGCAGCUACAGAAGGAACAGGACAUGCCGACAGAGGUCAAAACUUCAGCAUCAGACCUCAUCUACGACUUCUCUGGACUUUCAGAGGACACGACAAUUCAAGAGAAACAACAAAAGACUCGUCGCUUCCCUCUACACCUCACCUCCCCUCUGAUUGGUCGGAGGAAAAUAGAACCAACCCUCAUGAAAGUUGACCCCAAGCCAGCUAAAGUUGUCUCCAAAGUAACCCACCCCAUCACCCAGCCUCCGAAGCCAUCCCUCAGAAGAGUAGCACAAAGUGUGCCAUCGUCACAUUUACAAAGUAGAGAUAAAGCCUGUUGUGUCAGAAGAUCCACCCCUGUCCUCUACCCGUCUUCAGCAAACAGUCAGACUGCCCCACCCUUUGGGGGUGCUCGCCGAACCCACCCCACCCCACCAGUCAGUCCAGCUAAAAGUAUCAGUAGCGAGCCGGAGAAGGUCAAGCCAGUUGACAUGCCAGAUUCUGCCUCAGUCAGUUCCUCUGAGGGCGUGGCUAAUAUUCCAGAAGGAGAUUGUCCUUUCCUGUUGCUAAGUCAGGACGAAUAUGCAGAGCAUCACUCAGCUAUAUCUUAUGGCAAGUUCAGUGUUUCGGGGCAGUACAUCGCUAGUCUUGACGCUGAUGGUGUGGUCAAAGUUUGGACCUGGAGUCCUCAGCCGGCAACCACAGCAACGGUGAUGUCCAAAUCAGCGUUCCUGUCUCUGGAGUGGACCAGCAAGUCAGACAGAUGGCUUCUGUUGGGCAACCGUACAGGAAAUAUUCGUCUGUUUGAUGUCAAAGAGAUCAAGACGUUUCGUGAAGUUCAGGCAGACCAAAGUUAUCCCAGGAUCAUCAACAUCACAGCCAACCCUGUGGGCAUGAGUUUCGUGUGUUCGGCCACGGUGCAGCGUCUCCGAAGUGGGUCUUCGGAAACCUCCGCAAUGGCUAAGCCAGGAAAACUCAUGUUGUGGGAUCUCCGCACUAUGAAGAUGGAUAAACAGCUCCCAUUGGAACCGACCCCUGUGGCCAUCAACUGCUGUCAGUACAACCAUAAUGGUCAGCUGCUGAUGACCGGAGCUGCGGAUGGAAGGAUCAGGAUAUUUGACAUCCAGCAACAGAAGUGUAUCACCCAGUGGCCUGCUCAUGAUGGGGAGGUCCAUUCUGUACAGUUCAGCUCUGAUGAGACGUCCUGCUUCAGUAUGGGAGGGGAUGGGAAGUUUAUACAGUGGAAUAUCCACAAGACUGGCACCAUAGUUCAGGAGUUGGCAAUCCACCAGGGGGCAGCACUGCCGUUCCUGGCCACCAGUCCGACAGGGAACAAGGAAGUACCGCGGGGGAGACUGUUUGCUUUUGACCCCGAGGGCCAGUAUAUACUCACAUGUGAUAAAAACAAAGGAGUCUUGUAUCAGACCAGAGAGGCUGACCCCGGCAUCGUGAAGAUCAUGGAGCUGCAGGGUCACAAGAGUCCAGUCACAACCGUAGACUGGUCGCCAUCUGUCGACACAAGAGUCUGCCUCAUGGGCGCCAUGGACGGAAAGAUAAAAGUGUCAACCUUGCUGUCACAAUGAACAAGGAUGCCAGCCAUUUCAGCUUUGUCAAACUUCAAUACUCUACUUAAAAGUUGUUGAUUGUUAUUCUGUUAUGUGAUGUCAAAUAUUGAGCCAUGUGACAAAUAGUUUUCCAAUGAAAUUAUUUUUUCAAGUGGACAUGUUCUAAGUGUGUCAAAGGAGAAUAUAUCACAUAUUUUGAUUUGUGCAAUAUUUGAUAUUUUAAGGUCUCGCCAUAUCUCAUGAACAGGUCCUUAUAUUGUUUAAUGUUCAGGGGACGGUGGGGUAGUCUAGUGGUUAAAGCGUUCGCUCGUCACGUGGAAGGUCGGGUUCGAUUCCCCACAUGGGUACAAUGUGUGAAGCCCAUUUCUGGUGUCCCCCGCUGCGAUAUUG